GGUACUCAGGUUUAACACUGCCAGCUUGGGAGGCUGGCUCAAGAGACAGGAGGUACUCUAAUCCUGGCUUAACACACCAAAAUGGAGAUGAUGGGCUGCGAGGAACACGGCCUCUCUCUCCCUAAGGGAGGUAGGAGCACGUUAUUUAACCAGCAUUUGGGGAAAACGUGGGGUUUGGAUACAAACAACCUUUUUUUGCCCCCCUCACUGGUGGUUGCCCAAGUGAGGAUGCUCCCUGAAGCUGCCGAGUGCUUAUCUCCAGCUUGGCAGGUGGUUUUGGCGUACAGUGAGGUCUUGCAAAACUGGGUGCAGGAGAGGUCAGGGCGAUGCCUGUCCGGGGUGGGGGAGAAACCCACCCUGCUGGAAAGGUUUGACCGCCGUUGCCUCAGCCACCAGUUUGAGGUGGACAGGGCUACUGGGAGGGGCACCUUGCCUACAAGGACUUUCUUUUCUCUCCCAUCUCAAGGGUUUGAUGCACAAGAGCGAUUCCCCUGGGGUUACUAGCAACAGCAGAGUCUGAAUCCCCAUCUUCCACGUCCCCACCUUGUAUUGAGCCUGUCUCAUCCUUUUGUUUCUUCCAGCCUUGGGGCGUUUUUCUGGUUGUGUUCCCCCAGUGGAUGCUGCCAUGUCUGGGUAGGACCAGACCGCCUGGUAAAACACGUUUGUUCCGGCUGCGUGGCGGGCAGAAUGGCAUGUUUCUCUCCGGUUGGCUUGCGCAGACAAGUUUAUGUUGGCUUGGUGGAAAUGGCAGGAGAAUUGACGCCAUCUCAUCCCAACCCCUCACUGGGUCUGGGCUUGCAGCCGACCGUGACAUCUCCCAUCCCAAACUAGAGCCUGAAGGCUGCUCUGAAAUAUCCUCAUGAGUUAAAUAAAUCUUGCCCUACGUGACCCAAACGCCAUUUUCCUUUCCUUCUCCCUCCUUCCUUACUUUUGCCUCAUCCCGAUUUUCCAUGUCCCCAUCUCCAAGGGCCCAGAUUGACCUUGUCAACCCCAUCCUGUCAACCAGACAGCGCCAGACCUUGCUAGCUGGAGCAGUAACCUCCUUGGGUGGACCUUCCUCUUCUUGCAUGCGAUCUCUAGCCUGCACAUGUGGAUGGAUGGAUAGAUAGAUAGAUAGAUGGAUGGAGGAUGCUGCUCAGGAAGCCCUGAGCAUCCAACAGGGACCAUGAGCGUGGAGGGAGAUCUCAAAGUCCCCUUGGGGUUUGUUUGCUUCAAUCAAGGUGCUUGUAAAAGGGCUGUGACUGCAAAGGGAGCUUGUGGAGAAGGUCUCUGGGACCAGCGUGCAUCCGCUUUUGAUGCGUGUGCGCUGCUGGGGAGAAAAGCUAUGUCUUGGGAUGAAGUGUCAGGGCAAGGACCGUCGCUGGCAUUCACAAACGGUCCCCAGCCAGGGCAGCUUUGCAGAGGGGUGUUCAGUGCCACGAGACACGUGGGCUCAAGGUUUCCAACUCUGCUUUCUGGCGUCAGAGGGUAUGUCCUUCCCUGCUAGGACACGUGCUAGGUGUCAGGGCAUCCUGAGCAUCUUUCUCCCCAGUUUUCCCCCCAACCUUGAUAGCAGGGACGCGUGGUCGUUCUCUGAAAGGUGCAAGACAGGGCACGAACUCUUCUUGGAGCCAGGCAGCUGGGACUUCAAGCAGCAUUUUGGCUGUGCAAACCUGGCGUCAGUGGGGAAUUGUGGCUCCCCUCUUCCCUUUGCAAGCUGGGCUGGUGCAUUGCUGACCCCUCCCUGAGUUUGCCACUGCUCCUGGGUGUUAUGUCCCCCUUAAGCCCCCCUUUAGCAGCAGAAAGAGAAGCAAAUCUCUUCCCCAGGGCUCUCCAGACAAGCUCAGGGGUAAAACCCUCCAGCUUUGGGAGCCAGAGGAGGGACAGCCAGGUACCCCCACGCCGUGUUUGCCAACGAGUUGUGGCCGCUGCGCCACGAUUCAAACUGGUAGCGCAGCUCCGUGGCAUUCUGCCCUCCCCUCCACCAGCGCCGGAUUCUUCCCAGACACAUCCGCCAGCGGGCAGGUGAUGACGGCUGUACCGAUCCCAUCCCAACCGGGAACGGCUCCGCUUGUGCAACCGGCGGGUUAAGAGUUUGACACUGGCAGCGGGGAGAUCUGAUGUCUCCCCUCCUCGCGGGCCCUUGGCGAGCUUCACAGCCAUUCCUUUUGGCUCCUGGGAGGGCUUUUGUUUUAAUAAACCAUCCAUUGCGCUCAUCCCCCUCCUUCCUCAACCUGGAACUUAUCCCUUGGAGCGGCACCGGCUGUGUUUUGGGAGCUGGCUACCGACUGGGUCGCUUGACAGCAGCAGGCUGCUGGGGAACCAGCGGCCGGGCUACGGGACGCUGCAGCGAGACGCCGAUAAAUCCCGCAUGGAGGUCACGGGCUACCAGACCAAGACAUGGCGGGUGGCCCUGUGCCACGCUUGCUCCGUGCUGACGGCAGGGCUGCUUCUUGUCCUUUUCCACUGGAAGCCAAGCCUGGAGGUGCAGGCAAAGUGCAAGCCCUGCGCCCUCGGCCAGGCUGACUGGGUAAUCAUCAGAGACCGAUUUGGACAGUGCUUCACCACACGUGUGCGCACGGAGGCGCUGGGCGAGGGCAGCAGCCUGGAGCAUCACCCUGGGGCCAAGCUGGAGGACCGGAGGAGCAGCAUCGCCAUCGGCGUGUCGGAUGAGGAGGAGAGCCGGGACACCAUCCGGCUGCAUGAGAAGGAAGAGAAGAACAUCUUGCGGUACUAUCUCUUCGAGGGCAUGCGCUACAUCUGGAUCGAACGGCGGCAGGCAUACUGUAAAGUCAGCAUCUUGGAUGAAGGUUGGACCUGUGCAGAUCUCCACCUCUCCCAGGCUGGGCUUGACCAGCAAGACCACAACACCAGAAGGAAGAUCUAUGGACCGAACCUCAUCGAGGUGCCAGUCAAGUCCUAUGCGAGGCUGUUGGUGGAGGAGGUGCUCAAUCCCUUCUACAUCUUCCAAGUCUUCAGCAUCGUGCUGUGGGUCUGUGACGCCUAUUACUACUACGCUGCCUGCAUCUUCCUCAUCUCUACCAUCUCCUUAGGGCUGUCCCUCUAUGAGACGAGGAAGCAAAGUGCCACACUGCAAAACAUGGCCAAGAUGUCAGUCGGUGUCCGAGUCCAUCGCCCCAGCGGAGAGGAGAUGGUGGUGAGCUCCGCAGACUUGGUCCCAGGCGAUUGCAUCAGCCUCCCAACGGACGGGAUGCUGGUCCCUUGCGAUGCCGCACUGCUGACGGGCGAGUGCAUGGUCAACGAGAGCAUGCUGACGGGGGAGAGCGUGCCGGUGAUGAAAACCCCUCUCCCGGCUGGCAGCCAGGCAGCCAGCACCAUCUAUUCCCCCGAGGAGCACAGGCGGCACACCUUGUUCUGCGGGACGCAGGUCAUCCAAGCCAAGUCCUACGUGGGCAGAGAAGUGCUGGCUGUGGUGACCCGCACAGGGUUUUGCACAGCCAAAGGGGAUCUCAUCAGCUCCAUCCUCUACCCUAAACCCGUGAGCUUCAAGUUCUACAAGGAUGCUGUGAAGUUCGUCCUGUUCCUCGCAAUCCUGGCUUUUAUCGGCACACUGUACAGCAUCCUCAUCUUGGUUAAAAACCAGGUCCCCGUGGGGCAAAUCAUCAUCCGUGCCCUCGAUCUCAUCACUGUCAUCGUGCCCCCGGCUCUCCCGGCUGCGAUGACAGUGGGCACCAUCUACGCCCAGAACAGGCUGAAGAAACAGGGUAUCUUCUGCAUCAGCCCUCCUCGUAUCAACCUCUGCGGGAAGAUCCGCCUGGUUUGCUUUGACAAGACAGGAACCCUGACGGAGGAAGGUCUGGAUGUCUGGGGGGUGGUCCCGCUGGAGAACAACCACUUCAUGCCCAUCGUCCACGAGCCCCGCUGCCUGCCCGCCGGUCCCUUGCUCUACUCCCUGGCCACCUGCCACACCAUCUCACUGCUGCGGACACAGCCCAUCGGGGAUCCUGUGGACCUCAAGAUGGUGGAGUCCACCGGCUGGCGCCUGGAGAUGAUGGAGGAGGAGGAAGGUGAGCUGCCCGCCUUCCAGCAGUUUGGGACGAAGGUCUUGGCUGUGAUGAAACCUCCGCCUGAGGAAGAACAGCCGCGAGACAGGAAGCACCAGUCACCCGUGGGGAUCCUCCGGCGUUUCCCCUUCUCCUCCUCCUUGCAGAGGAUGAGCGUCCUGGUGAAGCUGCCUGGCGAAGCCUCAGCCCGUGUCUACAUCAAGGGUGCACCAGAGAUGGUGGCCAGCCUUUGCAGGAAGGAAACAGUGCCCGUGGAUUUCUCCCAGAUGCUGCGACACUACACCACGGAUGGUUUCCGGGUCUUGGGUCUGGCUUGCAAACCCCUGAGCACAGUGACCACCUUUGAGGAGGCCCUGCAGCUCCCGAGGGACUCCGUGGAGAGCAGCCUGACCUUUCUGGGGUUCCUCGUUAUGAAAAACGUCCUCAAGCCAGAGUCUGCACCCGUGAUUCACCUCCUGAGGAACGCCAACAUCCGCCCCGUCAUGGUGACAGGAGACAACAUGCUGACAGCCGUCAACGUGGCCAAGAGCUGCCGCAUGGUGGAGCCUGAAGAGCGGGUAAUCUUCGUCAACGCCUCCCCGCCCAGCCAUGACAAACCCGCUGCUCUGAAAUUCAUCCUCGCCGAGCACUCCCAGGGUGAAGAGCUGCCAGAGGGUCUGCACCAGCAAGACGGCUGCUUUGUCCAGCCACAGCCCUGCCACUUCGCACUGAAUGGCAAAUCCUUCGCCGUGGUUUGCGAGCACUUCGCCGACCUGCUGCCGAAGAUCCUCAUCCGAGCCACCGUGUUCGCCCGCAUGUCACCUGACCAGAAGACUCAGCUGGUGUGCAGCCUGCAAGAGCUCAACUACUGCGUGGGGAUGUGUGGGGACGGUGCCAAUGACUGCGGGGCUCUGAAGGCGGCCGACGUGGGCAUCUCGCUGGCAGAGGCAGAGGCAUCAGUAGCCUCACCGUUUACCUCCCGCGUGGCCAACAUCGAGUGCGUGCCCACCGUCAUCCGGGAGGGCAGGUGCUCACUGGUCACCUCCUUCGGCGUCUUUAAGUACAUGGCCCUGUACAGCCUGGUGCAGUUUGUGUCCGUCCUGCUGCUCUACACAAUCAACACCAACCUGAGCGAUUUCCAGUUCCUCUUCUUCGACCUGAUCAUCACCACCACUGUGGCGGUGCUGAUGGGUCGGACCGGUCCUGCCCAGGAGCUGGGAGUGGAACGUCCCCAAGGGGCAUUGAUCAGCAUCCUCGUGCUGGGCAGCCUGCUCCUCCAAACGGCUUUGCUGAUCACCGUGCAAGUCCUCAGCUACUUCACCACCAUCUCGCAGAGCUGGUACGUGCCGCUGAACAGCACAGUGACGGCUCCCCAAAACUUGCCCAACUACGAGAACACAGUCCUCUUCUGUGUCACGGGCUUUCAGUACCUCAUCCUGGCCGUCGCCAUGUCCAAGGGGUACCCAUUUCGGGAGCCACUCUACACCAAUGUGCUAUUCUUGGUAGUCCUCAUCCUCCUUUUUGGCCUCAUGAUAUGGUUGACCCUCUACCCACUGGGCUUCCCCAAAACCCUGCUGAAGCUGCAGGGCAUCGAUGACUUGAAUUUCAAGCUGCUGCUGCUGGGGAUCGCUGCCCUCAACUUCUUCGCCGCCUUUGUGCUGGAGACCGCCCUGGACCACGGCUUGCUCAGCUGUCUCCGCAAGCUGCGCCGAAAGAAAGCGUCCAAGAAGCUUUUCAAGAGGCUGGAAAAGGAGCUGAGCCAACAGCAGCCAUCCUGGCCACCCCUUAAUGAACCGCUCUUCGCUACACCCAAGAUGUCCAUCGCUGUGAGAUAGCACGUGCCGGGCUUCCUUCCUGCCUGCUCUGCAGGCCAGCGCUGCCUGCCAGCCCUUGGACGCUGUCGUUUAUUUAUUUAUCCUGGUAAAUCGAGGGAUGCGGUAGGCAGCGCGGCUCAUCCUCCCCAUGGGGAGACCCCCCAGCAUCACAGCUGUGAAUCUGCACAUGCCGGUCCCACAGUCCUGGCCAAGAGGAGGAGAUGCUAGAGAAGUAAACUGGAGGAGAGGGUCCAGAAGAAGAGGAGAAAUGGUCCAGCUCAGCUCUUCUUCCAGGACCUCUCCACUCCCGUGCUGGCCUUGGACCCAUCUCCCCAUGCUGAGCACCAGUACUGUUUCGUAGGGGGACACCGCCUCCCUUUUCCUUUCCUGGCUGGUCAAAACCACCAAGAAGAGGGUCCCCGAUCUUCUCAUGGCAAGGGCACCCACCCCAGCCUCGUGUCCCUGCUCACUGUGAAAAAAAAACCCUCCACCGUCCCCUACGGCCACCCUAGAUGUGUAGGAACUGUUUACAAACCACCCCAUCCCUGGCUUGCCAAGGAUGCUGCUCAAUCCCCAGCGCCCGGGGACCAGCCACGGGCACCCUCUCCGCUUGCGAUGCUCCUGCAGAGCACUUCUGCUUUCGGACGGGUCCUUUGUAGCAUUAAAAAAACCCCUGAAUCUCUUUAUUUUUUAACUCUACUCCAGUGCAUCGAGGUGUAAGUGCAGUCGGGAGAAUGACGUACGGCUUUCGGUUUCCAUAUGGUGCUGUCGUGAGCAUUGUCUAAUAAAUUAACACUAUUUUCUUGA
This is a messenger RNA of Harpia harpyja (harpy eagle), 6604 nucleotides long. It is a transcript of the gene ATP13A2, whose product is annotated as ATPase cation transporting 13A2. The record is from RefSeq and is a predicted model, not a curated record. Gene Ontology annotation, biological process: autophagosome-lysosome fusion; regulation of mitochondrion organization; regulation of autophagosome size. NCBI's taxonomy places the organism in Eukaryota, Metazoa, Chordata, Aves, Accipitriformes, Accipitridae. Gene Ontology annotation, cellular component: membrane. Gene Ontology annotation, molecular function: ATP hydrolysis activity; ATP binding; ATPase-coupled monoatomic cation transmembrane transporter activity. The coding region runs from base 2351 to 5818 and encodes 1155 amino acids. The transcript is spliced from 30 exons.